This is a messenger RNA of Telopea speciosissima, 2364 nucleotides long. RefSeq lists its product as uncharacterized. Gene Ontology annotation, molecular function: protein binding. The transcript is spliced from 3 exons. Lineage: Eukaryota; Viridiplantae; Streptophyta; Magnoliopsida; Proteales; Proteaceae. The coding region runs from base 247 to 2364 and encodes 705 amino acids. The record is from RefSeq and is a predicted model, not a curated record.
UUAAAAUAUAUAAAAGGUCCAUUCAUUGUUCAACAAAUGAUAAGGACAUGAAAUCUCUCUCAUACGUUCCUAGUUAUUGCUUCUCCAUCUCCACAGUCCACCAGUCUACCUUCUCCACUAUCCCACCAAGAUCCAGUCUUUCUACCUUUUUCUAUCCUAAAGCUCAAAAUCUAAACUCAGAGUUCUAACAGGUUCUACAGAUUCUAGAGCCCCACCCAUAUUCAAAAACUUCCAGAGCCAGCAGCCAUGGAUUUGCAGCAAGAAAAGAUUAACAAGAAGAAAACCACCUUCGACAGGGAUGCUAAUUCCGUGCGGAAGGAGCUACUACCAUGUACUAAAUCCUGUUGUUUCUUCUGCACCAUGAAGGAACCAAACCCAUCUCUCAGAGCAUCUGGAAUCGCCAAAUGCUUCAAAGAAAUCCCCCAGAGAGACGACCAAGAACACGUUCUGGUUCUGAGUGGGCUCUGGAAUCUCGCCAUGACUCAACCGAACGAUCCUGAAUUCCCAUCUCUCGGUAUCUUCGAAUGCAUGGCUAGCCUAAUCAACAAAGGCAUCAACAACCAUGAUUGGCUUCUCAGGGACCAGAACAUCUACAUUCCUUACUACUCCGCCCAUGUCAUCGGUUCCUACACCAUGAACAAGGCCGAAUUCGCUGAGAAAGCAGUGAAAUCGGGAGUAAUUCCACCAUUGAUUGGGCUGCUGAGAGGAAAGAUCAGUUGGGUUGAACAGAGGGUCGCUGUACGUGCGCUUGGUCAUCUCGCCAGUUACGAAAGGACCUUCAAAGCAGUUGCCGAACGCGAAGAAGAGAUUGUGAACCUCGCCAUGAACAUAGCCUCCACCUGCUUUGAUUCUGUGUACGCCAAUUUCAUCAGACUCAAGGAGAAGAAGAGGUCAAAGUACCAACGCGACUUGCUUACAAGAGGCGUUGGUGAUUUUGAUAUGGAGAAUCGAAAAGCAGAGGAAUGGGCAAGCCAGCUUCAGUGCUGGUGUCUCUAUCUCCUAAAUUGCUUUGCUUGCAAAGAGAGAUCUUUGAAUCUGAUCUGCAAAACAGAGUUCUUGAAGGAAUUGUGCGGAAUGUGGGGUGGGCUUGUAAACCAUAGCUCUCCCGCUGGAAUUGGACUGAUAAGAAUCCUCUGUUACAGCGAAACAGGGAGAAAAAGUGUUUCAGAGUCCAAAGAAGUCAUGGAGAGCCUCUGUAAUCUAUCGAGAUCAUCGGAUAAAUGGCAGUACAUGGGAAUCGACUGUCUCCUGCUACUUCUCAGGGACCCAAUUACGAGGUACCAAGCCAUGGAGAUCGCGACCCCAUAUCUGGUCGAUUUAGUUGAGCUUGAAAGCCUUGGGGGAAGAGAAAAACUAGGAGACGCAGUCACAGAAACACUGCUGCUAGACUACAAUGAGAAGAAAUCAAAAUUCAAGAAGAACAGAGGUGUGAAAAAAGCAUUGAUGGAGAUAUGGGAUUUGAAAGUAGAGAGGAGAAAGAGAGAGAAAGUGCUUUCGGAUACAGAAAUGCAGAAGAGAAGUGCUUUAGUGGGUUUACUAAAGCAACAAGGAAACGAGAGGUUCUGGUGUGGCGACAUCGAAAAAGCAGUUCUCAAGUACUCAGAAGCUCUGGAGCUCUGCCCAUUAAAGAUGAGGAAGGAAAGAGUCGUUCUUUAUAGUAACAGAGCACAGUGUCAUCUGCUACUGAGAGACCCUGAGACAGCCAUCAGCGAUUCAACUCGAGCUCUCUGCUUGUCAAGGCCUGCAAACUCUCAUGGUAAGAGUCUAUGGAGAAGGUCUCAGGCUUACGACAUGAAAGGAGGUUUGGAGAAGGAGAGCUUGAUAGACUCCAUUGUCUUCGUGAACGGCUGCUGCAUCACGUCGAUGGAGACGAAACGGGUCAAGGUUCCGUAUUACGCCGUUCGCCUGAUCAACAAACAAAUGAAUGCCACGUGGCUUUUUGCCGAAGCUCGUUCUAAGAGAUCAAAGUCAAACAAACCAGGCCACCGUAAUGGCGUGCAUGAGUACUCUAACGGCGAUGCGGGUGAGCAUUCCAAUGAUGAUGACAUGAUCAUGAGGGGGAGUAUGGGCCCCACUACAACAGGUCUGUCUACAAUCUUGGAGGAGCCUUUGCUUGAAAAAGGACGGUGGAGAUCAAAGCUGGAAACUACAACCAUAAGGCGCAGGAAGAAGCAGUCUUCCACCGCUCGGAAGGCUGAGAAGAACACAUUCGAUAUCAAAAUAAACGCUGGCAAGGAGGCUGAGGAGCCAAGAGAAGUCGAGGACGGGGGUAGGGAAAUACUGGAACUUCAGAUCAUUCGAACCCAACUCGUAAAACCUAUAAGGUUUACAUUUGUACACAGAACAGAGUCAAAAGACAGCUAA